This is a messenger RNA of Monopterus albus (swamp eel), 3476 nucleotides long. RefSeq names its product zinc finger and BTB domain containing 16a (gene zbtb16a). The transcript has 7 exons. Bases 211 to 2208 code for a protein of 665 amino acids. Gene Ontology annotation, molecular function: DNA-binding transcription factor activity, RNA polymerase II-specific; RNA polymerase II cis-regulatory region sequence-specific DNA binding; protein binding. Gene Ontology annotation, biological process: regulation of transcription by RNA polymerase II. The record is from RefSeq and is a predicted model, not a curated record. Lineage: Eukaryota; Metazoa; Chordata; Actinopteri; Synbranchiformes; Synbranchidae.
AUUUGCUAAGGCGAGAGAAGAAAGGAGUUAGUGCGUGUUGAGAGAGCGGGUACUGCGAACUGCCUUACUAUGCUGUAGCCCCAAUCCCCCCUGCACUAUACGGAAUCAGAACGUGCAACUUAGGUUUCAUCUUGUUUACAAACUGCUAAAAACACUGCUGAGCGGGGAAGGUGAGCCUCAUGAGUCGGCUUCGUGGAUUGCAUCGGCAUAAUGGAUUUAAAUAAAAUGGGUAUGAUCCAGCUCCAGAACCCCAACCACCCCACUGCUCUGCUUCAGAAGGCCAACCAGAUGCGUCUGGCUGGGACUCUGUGUGAUGUGGUCAUCAUGGUAGACAACCAGGAGUUCCAUGCUCACCGGACUGUGCUAGCCUGCACCAGCAAAAUGUUUGAGAUCCUCUUUCACCGCAGUAGCCAGCAUUACACCCUGGACUUUCUAUCACCAAAGACGUUUCAGCAGAUUUUAGAGUAUGCUUACACUGCCACUCUCCAGGCCAAGGUGGAGGACUUAGAUGACCUUCUGUAUGCAGCAGAGAUCCUGGAAAUUGAGUACUUGGAAGAGCAAUGCCUCAAGAUCCUGGAAACAAUCCAAUCCUCAGACGAAAAUGAUGUUGAUGUCAAUGCUAAUGAUGGGAGCACAGAGGAGGAUGAUGAGCGCAAAGGCCACAGUGGAGCAAAAAACUCCAUAAAACAUUCCAUGGAGAGUCCCUUUCUGUCGGGUACCCAGCAAGUCUCCACCAUUGCUGGCAUGGUGGACCAGAGUCCCUCGGUCUCCACCUCCUUUGGUGUCUCCACCCUGAGUCCUACCAAAGCUGCUGUGGACAGCCUGAUGAGCAUUGGCCAAUCUCUGCUCCAGCAGGGCUUUGGUGGUGAACAACAUAUCCAUGGCAACUCUCACCACCACCUAAUGACUGAGAUCAAGACUGAAAUGAUGCAAGUAGACAUGGGUGGCAAUGGUCAUGACAGCCCUCAGAACAUGGAGUCCAGCGCCUCUAGCAAUGGAGAACGAAGCGGAGAGGACAGGAACCGAGAUGGUCCUGGAACACCAACCAGGAGCAGUGUAAUCACCAGUGCCCGCGAGCUGCAUUACAUCCGUGAUGAAGGCAUGGGUGACCCUCAAGCAGAAGUUAGCCAGAUGGGGUUGGAGGCAAUGGCUGGAAUGACAGAGAAACAUCUGGCCUCACUGUACUCCUUACCUGUCAAUCAUAAGUCAGAUGCCCUCAUGUCCAUGCCGGCAUCCAUGGCCUCUACUCUUCCUAUGUCCCCAGCCCUGGCUAUGUCUAUGGACUUUAGUGCCUACGGGGGACUCUUGCCUCAGAGCUUCAUCCAGAGAGAAUUCUUCAGCAAGCUUGGGGAGCUGGCAGUGGGCAUGAAACCAGACGGCAGGAACCAGCAUGAACGAUGCAAUGUUUGUGGUGCAGAACUGCCAGAUAAUGACGCUGUGGAGCAGCACAGGAAGAUGCACAGUGGAAUGAAGACCUAUGGCUGUGAGCUGUGUGGGAAGAGCUUCCUGGACAGCCUCCGUUUACGGAUGCAUUUGCUGUCUCAUUCAGCUGGUGAGAAGGCCAUAGUAUGCGACCAGUGUGGCGCCCAGUUCCAGACAGAGGAAUCCCUGGAGGCUCACCGGCAGAUUCACACCGGGUCAGACAUGGCCAUCUUUUGCCUGCUUUGUGGGAAGCGUUUCCAGACCCAAACAGCACUGCAGCAGCACAUGGAAGUCCACGCCGGUGUUCGCAGCUACAUUUGCAGUGAAUGCAACCGGACAUUCCCCAGCCAUACUGCACUCAAACGUCACCUACGUUCACACACAGCAGGGGACCACCCAUUUGAGUGCGAGUUCUGCGGGAGCUGUUUUCGAGAUGAGAGCACGUUGAAGGGCCACAAACGCAUCCACACUGGGGAGAAGCCCUAUGAAUGUAACGGCUGUGGGAAGAAGUUCAGUCUCAAGCACCAGCUGGAAACCCACUACCGUGUGCACACAGGUGAGAAGCCAUUCGAGUGCAAGCUGUGCCACCAGCGAUCCAGGGACUACUCGGCCAUGAUCAAGCACCUGCGCACCCACAACGGCGCCUCACCCUACCAAUGCACCAUCUGCCUGGAGUACUGCCCCAGCCUGUCAGCCAUGCAGAAGCACAUGAAAGGCCACAAGCCCGAAGACAUCCCCCCAGACUGGCGCAUAGAGAAGACCUACCUGUACCUCUGCUAUGUCUGAGACCGGGAGAGUGAAGAGGGGGAGGGUACGUGUGAAAAUCGAGAGGGGGUUGAGAGGUAAGGGGAAUGUAAUUGAGUGGAUAGGUGGCACGAAGCUAUGGUGGAGUGUUGACAAUUGAGGAAUGUCAACGGCGCAAGACUCGAAAGCAAGAGGGUUUGUUUUCUCUUUUUCUUUUCAUGCAAAGGCGGCGAUGACCAACGGGGUAAAAGGGGUUGUGAUGGUGGGACCAAAGUGCUAAGAAGAGGAAGACUUGGACACGGAGAGAUGUUCUCUACCAUUGUUCGGAUUCACCGGGUCAUUCACUACGUCUGCAACUGUGUCAUUAUUUCAGGUCAUUUCAUGCAGCGCCAUAAAGCGAGUGAGCUGCAAGGAAGUGACUGUUUGGAUGCUGCUGCCACAGUGGUGAGAAAGCAGAUUCUCAAGGGCUAUCUGAACCUGCACAUCUGUGCCAUCUGGAGUCAUGUCUUUCACUCCAUUCUUUUUUUAGAGUUCCUUCUUUGGUGUUUUUACACUCACCCUGUGCAGUCAUAGUAGUUGUGAUACCAUGAAGGAUAUGGUCAUCAGUUUAGGCUUUUUAAGCCAUGAGGAGCUGCUGCCUUACAGAAGCCAAAAUUCCUCCCAUUAAGGCCCCAAAUGUUCAUGCUUCUGGUAGUAAUGAACCACAACAAAGUUAUCUUGGAGCAGGACUUGGACAUGCCAAAUGAACUGUCUUUAAAUUAAUUAAAGAAAUAAAUGCUCCAGAGUUGGAAUAACCUGCUUUAAAGAUGCCCCUAAUCUUUUCCAUCCUAAAUGGGAAAUGUAUCUGUUCAGUCACCUCCAGUCAUUUCUGCCUGAAUGGCAGGCACAGAUCUCUCCAGUGUUCACAGAUAUCUGCCAGUUAACCUGUCCGUACAUGAGUUCCUUCAGACCCCAGUGGCAAAAGUAAGAUAGCCCCUGAGAAUCAGCCGUGGUGCCAGUAGGCAUAUGCAGUAAACGAAACAGUUGAAUUGGAUGAAUGAGAGCACUAAAAUACUGCAAACCAACCACCCAUUUGGUUGUAAGGGGGGAGAUGCUAGUGCUGCUUUUACUUGGCUGUCUCCCUGAUUUUCUCAGUAUUUUUCUGGUUCUUCAUCUGUGUCAGAUGAGGGCUGGUGAAGGUCAAGCCACCACUGGCCCACAGCGGUUCUCCCCAGAGAGCCAAAGGCUAAUAUGUGUCACUUUUUCAUCUUAUAUUUUUUUAUCUCUGCAUCAUAGUUUAUCAUGGCUUGAUUGCACAGGCAAAAAAAAAA